AUGACAAAAAAGGACAAGAUAGCUCCAGAUACAAAUAAACUGAGAAAUCUAGAAACGAAGGAAACGAAGUCAAUCAACAACCCCAGGAACAGGGAUAAAAUCGAAAAAGACCAGUAUCAGUCCCUAAUUCUAGGUAACAAGAAUAAAAUGAUUCUAAGGGAUCUGGCAUACAGACCCCUAACCCAGAUCCUUGAAAUUCAGCAUCCCCCCCCCCACUCACCAGACCUCUUAAGCCCCAACAGGAAGCUAACUGGACUCAAAAGCAACUCAUCCAAACUGAACAAGUCCCUAAGCCUCAAAAACAGACAAAAGACUUAG
Plasmodium inui San Antonio 1 is the source of this 318-nucleotide messenger RNA. RefSeq lists its product as hypothetical. The coding region runs from base 1 to 318 and encodes 105 amino acids. The transcript is spliced from 2 exons. The record is from RefSeq and is a predicted model, not a curated record. Lineage: Eukaryota; Apicomplexa; Aconoidasida; Haemosporida; Plasmodiidae.